Molecule: messenger RNA, 1020 nt
Organism: Bufo bufo (common toad)
Lineage: Eukaryota; Metazoa; Chordata; Amphibia; Anura; Bufonidae
Gene: GPR78
Product: G protein-coupled receptor 78
Exons: 3
Coding region: 1-1020 (339 amino acids)
Biological process (GO): adenylate cyclase-activating G protein-coupled receptor signaling pathway
Cellular component (GO): membrane
Molecular function (GO): G protein-coupled receptor activity
Source: RefSeq, a predicted model, not a curated record
AUGCCCUUGGCAGAGGUUCUGCUGGCCGGAUUACUCCUAGUCGUGUUCAUUGUCUCUCUGCUGGCUAAUCUGCUGGUGCUGAUAUGCUUCUUGUACAGCGCUGAGAUAAGGAAGCAGGUCUCUGGGAUCUUUCUGGUCAACCUGUCGCUCUGCAACCUUCUCCUGACCACCCUUAACAUGCCCUCCACUUUCCUGGCCGUCUUAAAUCACCAGCAGCCCUUUGGUGACUGCCUCUGCAAAGCUUUGGGCUUUUUGGAAACUUUUUUGACUUCCAACACCAUGCUGAGCAUGGCAGCUCUCAGCAUAGACAAAUGGAUUGCGGUGGUGUUCCCCUUAAGUUACACCAGCAAGAUGAGGUACAAGGAUGCGGCGAUCAUGAUGGGGUACACCUGGCUGCACUCCCUCACCUUCCCCCUGGUCUCUCUUCUCCUCUCCUGGUUAGACUACAGUAGCAUGUAUGCCUCUUGCACCUUGCAUGUCCAAGAUGCCCAGGGGACAAGACGCUUUGUGGCGUUCACCAUCGUGUUCCAUGCUGCCAGUUUCAUGCUCUCACUCGUUAUAUUAUGUUUCACUUAUUUAAAGGUGCUGAAAGUGGCACGGUUCCACUGCAGGAGGAUAGACAUUAUUACCAUGCAAACCCUUGUGUUGCUUGUAGACAUCCACCCCAGUGUGAAGCAAAGAUGUCUAAGUGAGCAAAAGAGGAGAAGACAGCGGGCUACAAAGAAAAUCAGUAUUUUUAUAGGAUCUUUUGUGGUGUGCUUUGCUCCCUAUGUCAUCACAAGGUUAAUAGAGCUUCUUCCAUAUGUAAAGAUAAACAACUACUGGGGUAUUGUAAGUAAGUGCCUGGCCUACAGUAAAGCCGCUGCGGACCCCUUUGUUUACUCGCUUCUACGUCAGCAGUACAAGAAGGCUCUGCUCAACAUUGUCAACAGGAUACUGAAGAGAGAACUCUACCCCUCUUCUGGAUAUAACAGCUCUUUAGAUACUGAAAAUGAGUACUGUUUGCACAGAGCCAGCUAA